Dothidotthia symphoricarpi CBS 119687 is the source of this 1708-nucleotide messenger RNA. RefSeq names its product RTA1-domain-containing protein. NCBI's taxonomy places the organism in Eukaryota, Fungi, Ascomycota, Dothideomycetes, Pleosporales, Dothidotthiaceae. Gene Ontology annotation, cellular component: fungal-type vacuole; plasma membrane. The transcript has 2 exons. The record is from RefSeq and is a predicted model, not a curated record. The coding region runs from base 375 to 1316 and encodes 313 amino acids.
CCAACGUAAGCAGCCGUCUCACCGGGAUACGCCAUUGUUCUUGUUGAUUGGGGAUAUACUGCUUGUUCUCGCGCAUAUUCGGUUUUCUCGGGGCUACCGUUCAACGGUAUCAGGCGUACCCUUCACGACGGCUGUGCCCCAGGGUGCAUGCGUAAACAACGAGGCAGAGCAGGACAGCCUAACUGGAACGAAAGAAGGAUAUAAGGCGUCUGGCAUACCAUGUAUUCGUAUCCAACUCAACAAGUCCAGCUCAAUACCAAAGUCCUAUCAUCAGGGUUUCGUUUUAUCCUCAAUUCCUUCAGUCUCAGCGUUUUCAACUUCAGUGUCUUUGAUCUACAAACACACCCUAAGGUUACCAAACCCCAGUCUUCGAGAUGCCUGUCCCACCAUCCGCUGGCGAGAGUUGUCUCAAAGUCGGACCUGGCUGUCCAGUCGAGGGUACGCUUUAUGGCUACUACCCUAGCCUUCCUGCCAAUGCAUUCUUCGCCGCGGUCUUCGCUCUCUGUUUCAUCUUGCAGCUUAUAUUUGGCAUAAAAUACAAGACGUGGACAUACAUGAUCGCACUAGGUCUCGGUUGUGUAUCUGAGGCAGCAGGGUACGGGGGCCGCAUUAUGAUGCACGCCAAUCCUUUUGACGACAACGGUUUUCAGCUUCAGAUAUGUCUUUUGAUUAUAAGUCCGGCCUUCAUAUCCGCCGGUAUCUAUAUCACACUCAAACACAUCGUCCUGAACUUUGGAGAAGACUGGUCACGCCUCCGUUCGAAUUAUUAUACUUACAUUUUCAUAACCGGCGACUUCAUAUCGCUCUGCUUGCAGGGCGCUGGAGGCGGCCUUGCAGCUACAGCAGAUAACGGUUCAAAACUCCAAGACACGGGUACAUCGCUCAUGAUCAGCGGGGUAGUAUUCCAGGUUGUCAUGCUCGCAUGCUUUGGUUACUUGCUCGUCGAGUACACACUCAGGACCCAUCGGCGCCGCAACCAACUCUCAGCUCAUUCGAUGAUGCUGUUCCACACGACAUCCUUUCGCUGCUUUAUCGCUGCCAUAGUAAUCGCUUACUUCGGAAUACUCAUCCGGUGUAUCUACCGUAUUCCCGAGCUUGCGAUGGGAUGGCGAAGUGAGCUCAUGCGCAAUGAGACGGAUUUCAUCGUCCUCGAAGGCGUUAUGAUUGUCAUAAGCGCUGUCGUACUCACUGUCUUUCAUCCUGGCUUUUGUUUCCCGGCGCUGGCGAACACAAUCGGCAAGAAGAACAAGACGUCGAGAGAAAAGAGCACGGAUGAGUCUCUGAACACUGAGAGGAUGACUGAUGCCACUGUAUGAGUGCUGUACGCAAUUUUUCUAUACUGCUGAGCCGAAGCUCGAGGUCAAGACGGAGUCCUUCGAUGUACGGCGGAGUUUGUCCUAGAAUUUGUUUCGAAACAUGGAUCGUUUGGGGAGUAGACUCAGAUAAUUAGACGUUUAAUUUCAUUUAGAUCUAUACUUCAGUGUGUGAUAUCAACCUCACUCUGUACAACGGGUACUAUUGAUCACAAAGUGAACAUACACGAUACAGUCUCAAGAGCGGUCCUGCUGAUUGGUUGAACAGCCGGUUGGGGAUGCUUGACCUACAGGGGCCUACAACGUAUUGCCGCAGGUCCGAUUUGGAAUGGGCCACACCCCCUUGUACGUUUGACUCUGACUGCCUUCUAUGAGGGCCGCGGAACCUCUACGUC